CCCUCCUCUCGAAUAGGUUAUGUCUUCCCGCCUCCUUUGUAAACCGCCAUUUUGAAAUUAUGAGAAGUGCAAGCAAGUAACUGGGUUUUUGUUGGUUCCUGAAUUUAGUGUUUAGGAGAGUUACUUUGUUUAAUCUAAGCCUACGGGGAUAGUAGCCACAACAAGCACACGUUAUUUGAAAAGGUGUAUCAUUUGCUAUAUUGCGUUUCACUGAUUGCAGUCAUGUCUGGUGAUGGAGAUACAAGUUUGAACACGGAGACAGGAGAGAAAAAGAUGGAAGGGGCAACUAAAAAGCCAAAAAGCCUGUCAGCCACAGACAAGGAAAUAGAAAGGGAAGAAGCAUCAGAGGGAGAAGAGGAGGAGGAAGAAGAGGAGGAGGAGGAGGAGGAGAAAGAAAAAAGCCUCAUAGUUGAAGGCAAGAGAGUAAAGAAGACAGUGAAGAGGCUAGCCCUCCAAAUGGUUCAACCUACCAAGGGACCGCUUUCCAUUGUACAGGGAAAAGGUGAAAAACUGGGUGAUAUAGAGAGAAUACAGCUCUUCGUGGGAAAGAUGAAAGCAGCAAACCUUAAACCUUUACAUAAACUACUCUAUAACCGACCAGGCACGAUUUCAUCUUUAAAGAAAAAUAUCCGCCUUUUCAGUGGGUUUACAUUUGAAGAGGAAAGUGACCAGUACAAGAAAAAGCGUGAUAUUCUGAAAAAGUAUACAAAUGCUGUAUUGAAGACCAUCUGUGGUGCCCUGGACCUUGAGAAGUCUGGAAAAAAUGAUGAUGUUAUAUCAAGAAUAAUGGCUUUUCUAAUGAAGCCAAAAUCUUCAGGCAAGCCAUUGCCCAAGGCUAAAAAGAAGUCCCAGAAAGGUGAGAAGAGAAAGCGCAAGAACACUGGUUCGGCAAAGAAAACAAAAUCAAAGGGCACAACGUCGGCAGAGAUUGUGACUGAGUCAAGCAGCGAUGAGGAGGAAAAGAAGGACAGUGAGCACUCUUCAGAGGUAGACGAUCAACAUCAUGAAGAUAAGGAUGAGCCUAAACGGAAACCUCAGAAAAGUGGGAAGAAGGAACGUGCCACUGCUGGGUCGGCCAAAAAGAAGUCCAAGCCAAAAGCCAGAAAGUCUGCCUCAGUCCUGGAGUCGAGCAGUGAAGAGGAGGAAGACAGCGAGGAGAAGGAAGAGCCUCCCAAAAAGGUAGCAAAAACAGAAAAAUCUGUAGCCAAAGGAAAAACACAGAGCACCAAGCUAGCUAAUGUAAAGAAGGCGGAUAGCAGCCAAGACAUUACAAAGAAAGAACAGAGCAGUGCAAAACAAGAAAAUGAUUCGGAAGACAACUCGGAUGAUGAACCGUUGAUAAAAAUGUUGACGAAGCCGCCUACUGAUAACGACUUGAAAGAGACAGUAAAAAAGCUGCUAGAAAAGGCAAACCUGGAGGAAGUCACAAUGAAACAGAUAUGCAAGAAAGUCUAUGAAAACUACCCCGAUCAUGACCUGACUGACAGGAAAGACUACAUCAAAAAGACAGUAAAAGAGUUGAUCUCCUGAUGAAACAUUGGUAAAGAUUUGGAGUAAACUGCCAAAAUAAUUUCUGCAGGACUUUGGUGGUUCCAAAGAGUCAUUUUAAUAACCAGCAAUGAUUGAGUUUACUUUGUUACUCCUGAAUUUUAAACAAUUUUGAAUAGGAUGCUCCUGUGUCAAGUUCUAAUGUAAAUUGCUUCCAAAUUAUGUUUUUUUUGUGAAGUUUGCCUUUUCUAUUUGCUAACUGUGUUUUUAUAUUUGUUGGUUGUAAACUCCUCCAUUAUUACCAAGCAUGAGUUUUGUAAUCUUGUUUUUACAUAGUAAUUUGGCUGUGAAUAAAAUUGUUGAAUUAAUUUUUAUACAUCCAGAAAAGGUGGUGCAACUGGCAUCCUGGCUCAUUCUGAGAAUGGGGAUGAUGUUCUUGUAAGUUCACCGAUUUUUACACAAUAAAUAGUCGAGGUCAAUGUUCCUCAAACGUGGCCGCCAGCGAGAUUUUUGUGCACAGCAGCCCCCCAGAAACAGCAUUCUGUACUUUCUUUUUUUUCCUGAAUUGUGUGCUGAUUUUUAUGUAAACAACACAAAGUGCAUCUGUCAUGUUUUGUUUUCUUUUGUUUUGUUUUGUUUUGUUUUUUAACUUAAAAAAUGGAAUCAGCGGUAUUAAUUCGUUAUAAAACUGCAAAAAUAAAAUGUAAAAAAAUUG
Molecule: messenger RNA, 2203 nt
Organism: Acipenser ruthenus (sterlet)
Lineage: Eukaryota; Metazoa; Chordata; Actinopteri; Acipenseriformes; Acipenseridae
Gene: dek
Product: DEK proto-oncogene
Exons: 12
Coding region: 223-1530 (435 amino acids)
Biological process (GO): chromatin organization; regulation of double-strand break repair
Cellular component (GO): nucleus
Molecular function (GO): histone binding; DNA binding
Source: RefSeq, a predicted model, not a curated record